Molecule: messenger RNA, 656 nt
Organism: Coregonus sp. 'balchen'
Lineage: Eukaryota; Metazoa; Chordata; Actinopteri; Salmoniformes; Salmonidae
Source: the annotation of a GenBank genome assembly
GACAUUCCAGUGAUUGGGAAGAGUGGGCGUUCGUUCAGCUGGAGUCCAGACAUCGUUCUGCUGCUGCUGUUUGAUGGGGUCCUGUUCCACCUGCAGAGUGUCACCGCCUACGCCCUCAUGGGACGCAUCUCUCCCGUCACCUUUAGGUAGGUGUCUGACACACACAGGCAGGGGGUAUCUCAUUGCAGUUAGCCAUCAUUCCCUUCAGUUCUUUUACCUCAGUGCAGAUGAAGGAAAGUAGAUAAGGAUAGAGAGCCACGUGAAACUAUUGAGAUGCCCCCCCACCCAGUCACUUUCAGGUAGCACUAUUACACUUUCAGGUAGCACUAUUAUCCUUGACAGUCAUCGCAUUUAGACAGGCAGGCUGCCUGCAGCAGCGUCUAACACCCUCCCCCUCCCCCUCCCCUUGCCUCCACAGUGUAGCCAGCACAGUGAAGCACGCCCUGUCUGUCUGGCUGAGCAUCAUCUUGUUCAGUAACCACAUCACGGUGCUCAGCGCCGCCGGCACGGCCCUGGUGUUUGUGGGCGUGCUGCUGUACAACAAGGCCAAGCAGUUUCAGAGAGACACCUUACAGGCCCUGGCCCACGCCCAGGCUCAGGACCAACACUACAAACCACUACUGCAGGACCACAAGCUCAAAGCAUCGGACCGAUAG